AGAAAAUAAAAAUCUUAGAAGAAAAAUUGUGUGUCCUGUCCUCUCCACUCUGUCUCGUUCACUUGAAGCAUUGUAAUGUCAUAUGUCUCUGGAUAUAAUAAGUAUACAUGUGAAUUGUUUAAGACUUCAGAAUCAAAGCAUGCAGAUGCUGAUAAUGUUUCUCGCUCAUCACUUUAAUUCCAGAUCAAAGCUUGUAAAUUUGUGGUUAUGAAGAACAGGGUUUAUAAAUGGCUAAAGAGUCAUCUAUUUUUGAGAUGGAAGAUCAGGGAGAUGAGGAUUUCUUAGAUUAUUUGGUUGAAGGUGAGGAUAGUAAUAGAGAUUUGGUUAAUAAGGAGUUAGAUGAGGUGACAUCGAGUACUAGUUGUAGAAAUGCAGUGAUUAGUGAAAGGGUGGAUCUAAAGGAAAAUGUCGAGUCAGGGAUUAGCGCGGAGAAUGUGGGAAUGGAGGAUGGAGGUAUGGAUUCGUUGAAGAAUUGUAAUGUGGGUGAAGAUGCGAUGGAAGUGAGAACAUUGAAUGAUAAAAAGAGUGAGGAGAAUUUGCGAAAAGAGGGGAGUAUUAAAGAGGUUGAUUGGAGUGCAUUCAGUUUUGGUGGUGAUGGAACGGGGUCUUACUCUGAUUUUUUUAAUGAGUUAGGUGGUAGUUCAGAUAAUUUGUUCGGAAAUCGUGAAAAUCGUUCUGGUGUUUCAUUGGAACAUGUGGGUGCGGAGGCUGGUGUUACGGGUAGAUAUACGAGCUCUGUUAAUUCUGGACAGAAUCAAGAAGGGCAAAAUUAUUGGUCGGGUUCAGAACAAGUGGUGACUGGGCAAGACCAAAGCAUUCAGUACUGGGAAAGCCUUUAUCCAGGUUGGAAAUAUGAUUCUAACACUGGGCAGUGGUUUCAGUUGGAAGGCUACAAUGGAAGUGGUUGUAGUCUACCAAACUAUGAUAAUAAUAGUAAUGCCAGAUUAGUAAAUAGUAAUGUAGGUACAACUCAAGAUCCAAACCUGUCCUAUUAUCAUCAAACAUGUCAUUUUGAUGGCACUGUUCCGAACUACAAUCAAGGUUCAGAAAUAAAUAGCGGAUACACAGCUCAUAUGCUGUUUGACCCUCAGUACCCCGAUUGGUAUUAUGAUUCAAUAGCCCAACAAUGGAAACCAUUGCAAUCUUACACUGCACCGCUGAUGCCGCAACAAGUAGACAAUAACCAACAUAGUCAAAAUGUAGAUCCUUCAACAGUUGAAACCACACAUGGACAAAAUCAUAGCAGUUACAGUAAUUUUGAGGAACCUGCAGUGCACUGUUCACCCAGGCUCAUGAAAAAUAAUCAAUCUAUGCGAUGGUGUGGAACUAUAAGUGACUAUGGGCAUCAAAGCUUUACGAAUUCACAAUUCCAACCUGUGUCCCAGAGUAAGGCUUUUAAUUUUUCCGAAAAUGAGAUUCUACAGAAUUAUUAUGCAUGCAAUUCUGCUGAUCAACACAAUCAACAAACAUGGAACAAUCAAUCUGGAACCGCUAAUUUAUAUGAGCAAGCCAAUAAAUGUUAUGCCAAUGAGUAUGGAGUGGCCGAAAGUUUUAAUCCUGAUAAAAACCUGUAUUCACAUAAUAAUGAACAUAGGAGGGAGGCAAUCCAUCAGAGCCAGUUCUCACUAUCUUGCACUGACAAUCAGAAGACACCAACAGUACUUCAGCAGCCAGCUCAAAAUGGCUCUCAGUCAUUCUCUACGUCCAUUGAAGGAAGAUCCUCGAGCAGCCGUCCUCCACAUGCUCUGGUGUCUUUUGGGUUUGGGGGAAAACUCAUUGUCAAGCGAGGUUACUGUUCUCCUGCCACAAAUUCAAUGUCAACCCAGGUCUCAGAUGGAGGUGUGACCGAUACUGGUGGCGUGAUUAAUAUAUUCAGCUUGAUAGAACUUGUUAUGGAUAAACAUGCUUCAUCCAUCAGACUGGGUGCUCGUGAUUAUUUCUGUUGCUUGUACAGGCAAUCAUUACCUGGCCCGUUGGUUGGUAUAAGUGUUUCCUACAAAGAAUUAACUAGAUGGAUUGAUGAUAAGAUUGUUAACUGUGGAUCACCAGACAUUGACUAUAGAAAAGGUGACCUUUUAAGGUUACUCUUCUCUUUGCUGAAAAUUGCAUGUCACCAUAAAGGAAAUCUACGAUCUCCCUUUGGCACUGAUAAUGCAUUAAAGGAUAACGAUUCUCCUGAAUUCGCAGUAGCUGAACUCUUUGCAUCUGCAAAAAAAAAGGUGCCUGAAUAUAGUGAUCUAGGACGUUACAUGCAGUACUUCCCUUCUGAAGGGAAGAUGCAGGCAGUUGCUCUGGAGGUGCAGAAGCUUCUUGUUUCCGGUAGAAUAAUAGAGGCAUUACGAUUUGCACAAGAUGGACAAUUAUGGGGACCAGCUCUUGUUCUUGCGACACAGCUUGGUCAUCAGUUCUAUGGUGAAACGGUAAAGCAAAUGGCCCUGCGACAAUUAAUAGCAGGGUCACCUUUGCGAACUUUAUGCCUGCUAAUUUCAGGGCAACCUGCAGAUGUAUUUUGUUUCUACGAUAGUGACAGUUUAUCUGUUACUGAAAAAAUAUCUCAGCAGCCUUCUCAGGCUGGGGCUCUUGCCAUGCUCUGUAACUGGGAAGAGAAUUUAGCUAUCAUAACUGCUAAUAGGACAAAGAACGACGAGCUUGUGAUUAUACAUCUUGGAGAUUGCCUUAUGAAGGAGAAAGCUGAGGUUAUUGGUGCCCACAUCUGUUAUUUAGUUGCAGAAGCAAACUUCGGAUCAUAUUCAGAUAAAGCUAGGAUGUGCCUUAUCAGUGCAGAUCACUGGAGAUCUCCUCGAACCUAUGCCAGCCCCGAGGCUAUCCAGAUGACAGAAUUAUACGAGUACUCAAAGUCUCUUGGAAAUCCUCAGUUUCUUUUACUACCCUUCCAGCCAUAUAAACUAAUCUAUGCAUUUAUGCUUGCUGAAGUUGGAAAAAUUUCAGAAGCUUUAAGGUACUGUCAAGCUAUUUUGAAGUGCUGGAAAAUCAGUCGAGCACCAGAAGUGGACACAUGGAAAUAUUUAGUAUCAUCUCUUGAGGAGCGGUUACGCAUUUACCAGCAGGGUGGUUAUGCUGCUAGUUCAUCUCCUGCGAAAUUGGUUGGUAAAUUUCUCAAAUUGUUUGAUAAUACUGCUCAGCGGGUUGUUGGAGGCCUUCCUCCACCUGUUCCUGUAACGAGUAGUAAUGCUUCGCGCCAUCAUGAGAACCAAAGAGGACCAAGGGUAUCCAGUAGUCAGUCCACAACGGCGAUGCCAUCAUUAGUGCCAUCAGAAUCGAUGGAACCAAUAAGUGAAUGGACUGGCAGUCAAAAACCAAGACACAGUAGAAGCAUCUCAGAGCCAGACAUUGGUAAAUCACCAAGAAAGAGUGAUUCUUCUAAAGAUGCAAGUUCGCCAGACAUGCACGAAAAUGAGUCAGGCUUUGGUGGGUAUUACCGGUUUGGUCGAUUUGGCUCUCAGCUAUUCCAUAAAACCGUUGGGAUGGUUUUACGAUCCCUUCCGGACCGUCAGGCAAAACUGGGAGAGAAAAAUAAAUUUUAUUAUGAUGAAAAUCUUAAGCGAUGGGUAGAGGAAGGUAUUGAUCAUCCAGCUGAGGAAGCGGCAUUGCCACCUCCGCCAACUACUUCAGCUCUCCAGAAGACGGCCUCUCAGGAAAAUUUGAACGAUAGACUUCAAGCUGAAAACUUGCAUGGUAGUAGUGGGCAAGAUUUUAUAGGCUCUAGUUCUUCUGACUCAAUUCCAGGGAUUCCACCAAUUCCACGUAGUUCAAUGAACUCCACGACUCGGGGAAGGAUGGGUAUUCGUGCAAGGUAUGUUGACACUUUUAAUAAGGGUGCUGCAAUCCCGACUAACAUACCUGCAUCUUCUGGUAUAUCUCCGAAGCCUGGUGGUGGUCCAACUGCCAAGUUUUUUGUUCCUACGCCAAUGUCAUCUUCAUCUAAUGAGAUAGAAAGAACAAGCGGAGAACACGUGCAAGAAUCAAAUAACACUAAUUCGAGUCCUACAUCAUCCACUGAAGAUGACCCUCCAUCUACAACAUUAAAACCAUUAUCAGGAGCACUAAAACGGAAUCCCAGCAUGGGUAGUAUUUUGACCAAAAGUUCGUUGAGAUCAAAUAGUAACAGCAACCUUUCUCCUCACUCGAGAAGGACAGUAUCUUGGAGUGGAAGCUUCAACGAGGUAUCUUUUAUUCCGGAUUCUGCUGAAUAUAAGACUCCUGGUGAAGAAUCUUCACCCCAGAUGUUUCUUUCACCUGUAAGUAGCAUUCAGGAUGACUUCCAGGAAGUUGAACUUAAUUAGUCUACAGAUGAAGAAACUCCACAAGGAAAUGUCAAGACGCUUGACUCUUAACUUCUGCCCAGGGUCGAUGUAAAUUGAUCAAACCUCACUCAGGUUCAGACAAUGUCAUCAAGUAAAGGAAAAUGGAUUUAAACAGUUGAAAUAUUAGUACCUUUUCCUUCUAACCUCUUUAACUUGCUCGGCAAUUUUGACAAGUUUAUUGGUCUUCUUCCAGUGAACUGUUAUCAUUGAAAAAACUCAUUCAAGAGUAUUAGAACAAGGGACACUAAUGUUGAUUUAACUUCUCUAAAUCUUAUUCUGUCGUUAUCUUUUCAUUGCUCCCCCUUGAACAACUAAUCUUGGACGACUGGAAUGCGAUGGAGAAGUCUGCAGUGGCAAUGAUGUGCACAGAUAACAGAUUGAAUGACUAUGACUGAUGUUUGAAAAUUCACUAUGUCAUGUCUACAUAUAUACAUAUAAGCAGUUUGUCUUUCUUUCUUUUUUCUUUAUGUAAUUUACAUAUGAUGUUUAUUGGGUUCAAUUAAUCUUAUUAUUUUCUUAAUAA
Daucus carota subsp. sativus is the source of this 4848-nucleotide messenger RNA. Its product is annotated as protein transport protein SEC16B homolog. The coding region runs from base 228 to 4304 and encodes 1358 amino acids. Gene Ontology annotation, cellular component: endoplasmic reticulum exit site; ER to Golgi transport vesicle membrane. The transcript is spliced from 15 exons. NCBI's taxonomy places the organism in Eukaryota, Viridiplantae, Streptophyta, Magnoliopsida, Apiales, Apiaceae. Gene Ontology annotation, biological process: autophagy; COPII vesicle coat assembly; Golgi organization. The record is from RefSeq and is a predicted model, not a curated record.